This is a messenger RNA of Mangifera indica (mango), 1150 nucleotides long. Its product is annotated as ras-related protein RABC1-like. Bases 289 to 924 code for a protein of 211 amino acids. Gene Ontology annotation, molecular function: GTPase activity; GTP binding. Lineage: Eukaryota; Viridiplantae; Streptophyta; Magnoliopsida; Sapindales; Anacardiaceae. The transcript has 7 exons. The record is from RefSeq and is a predicted model, not a curated record.
UUAGAAAUGAUCUUUAUUAAUAAGUUUCCUCAAUUAGUGAUAGUUGAAAAUGUAGCGAGAGUAAGAGAACCGCUGAGAGGAAGGGAAACGCUACCAUUGUCACUCACAAACUCGCAUUUAUUUCGUUGAAUACGUCAAUUUGUUUAUCGAACUGCACUGUGAUCAUAGGGUCGUCCUAGCCCAAAUUUAUUGACACUGUUCAUCAAAUUCAGGGUUUGAUUGAUUAAGUACAAUAGAGGUUGUGGUUGUGUUUUGUUAAGGGUUUUUUUUUUUUCAAAGUGAUUUGAAAUGGAAUCGUCACCGAAUCAGACCCCCGAGUUUGAUUACUUGUUCAAGUUGCUAAUGAUCGGAGAUUCUGGUGUUGGAAAAAGCAGUCUUCUGUUGAGUUUCACUUCUAAUACAUUUGAAGAUCUCUCGCCCACAAUCGGUGUUGAUUUCAAGGUGAAAUAUGUUGAUGUUGGGGGAAAGAAGCUGAAACUUGCAAUUUGGGAUACAGCUGGUCAGGAGAGAUUCCGGACGUUAACAAGUUCAUACUACAGAGGUGCUCAAGGGAUAAUUAUGGUUUAUGAUGUUACACGGCGAGAAACAUUUACAAACCUUUCUGAGAUCUGGGCAAAGGAAAUUGACCUAUACUCAACAAAUCAGGAAUGCAUCAAGAUGCUUGUUGGAAACAAAGUUGACAAGGAAGGAGAAAGGGUUGUGACAAAAAAAGAAGGAAUAAACUUUGCCAGGGAAUAUGGGUGCCUUUUUAUCGAGUGCAGUGCUAAAACUCGGGUCAAUGUGCAGCAGUGCUUUGAAGAGCUUGUUUUAAAGAUUUUAGAUACACCGAGCCUUUUAUCAGAGGGAUCGAAAGGUGUGAAAAAGAACAUUUUUAAACAGAAGCCACCUCAAGCUGAUGCAGCUGCCGCAAGCAGUUGUUGCUGAUUCUUUGUUGCAUUUCUCAUCCAUUUCCAAAUCUCUAACUCAAGUUUGGUCAUUGUUCCUCCGAUCCCCAACAAAUCAUUUAUUUCUUUCUUGUUUGAAUUGAAGCGCAAAUUUACAUGUAAUAUAGUAAUGUUAUGAUUCUUGCUGCCUCCUUAAACUUGUUUGUGGACACUGUAUUAUGGCUGAUAUAUCACUUUUUUCAGAAAGAAAUACUGAUGUUGCGCCA